AUGACGUCACAAGAUCCAUCGUUAGAAAACAACAAUGAUAUGGAAUGGAGAUCUAUUACACAACGGAGAAAAUUCCUGCAAAGUUCGUCGGCAGCUAUAUUAGCAACAACAACUGCUGCUUCCACUUUUCUCCCAUCUCCCUCUCAUGCCGCCGCACCUCAAGAUGCCGGAGAAGCCAUUCGACGAUCGGCAGCUAAGAUUCCCGGCUAUGGUCCCACCGACGUCUUUUUUUCGGACGCCGUUCAAGGAAGUUGGAAGGCGACUCGACAAGUGGAAUUCCCCGGUCGGUCCGAACCUUUGACACUCCAAUAUCCAUUUCGAUUUGUCCAAUCCAUUGAAAACAAUGCCGUCGUGGCCGAUCGGGGAAUCAAUCAAGCCGAGUUGGAAAAGGCACUGGUCGAAGCAGUAUCAAAGAGUAAUGGUGGUAAUGCCGUCCGACCAUCCUAUGACUGGACCAUGACCAACCCCAAUGAUUUGCGCCUGAUAUUAGCAGACGGAUCCAAAAAGGAAAUCAAAGUGACCAAACGGGCCACGGAAAAUACGGAAAACACGGUUACUUCGUCCGAGUUUCAACGCAUUACACUCGAAGAGAGUAGUGAUGAAAAAGGUUUCAGUGUGCCUUCCGUUUCGGCUCGCAGGGUCUUGACCAAGUGGAAGAUUCUUCUGGAUGAGAAUAAUUCGACUACGAUUGAAGCUUUGGAAGUAGUGUACAAUGUGCCGACGGGAGGGGAUCCAAUGGCGGCAGGUUCCUCCAAUGCCCAACCGUCCGUACUGUCCAAGUCACGGAUACUACUCACGCGCUAG
Messenger RNA from Cylindrotheca closterium, 804 nucleotides. The record is from the annotation of a GenBank genome assembly. NCBI's taxonomy places the organism in Eukaryota, Bacillariophyta, Bacillariophyceae, Bacillariales, Bacillariaceae.